GUUGUGUUCUUCGACAAAACCUCAACCAAAAAAAAAAAGUGUUGCAUCUGCUACUAACGACCAAAGAGCCAUAGAGACCAAGUGGAUCUGAGACACAGCCGAAACACAAUCGGCCAUCAAUCUGGCUGACAAACCAAAACAAACAUAUCUGGACUUGCAAACCAAAAAAAAAAAAAAAAAACAUGAAGGCUUCCAUGGUCAAGACCAACAACCAUCAAGAGAACAGUCUCAUAAGACUCUGGACGAUAAUAAUCAGCAUCAUCAUCCUAGAAACGACCAACAACCACCUCAUCCAGGCCAUCAGGACACUCCAAGAUGGAACCACCGCAAUCCCAUUCCUACCCACCGUAGUGCCAUUAGCCGUCCGAUCGCCGUAUCUCGGCACAUAUCUCCAAGGCGGACAGGAUAAGGAUCUCUCCGAAAGCAGUCCGCGUUUUUGGACCGGCGCUCCUGUCGGCUGGAAUGGCUUGAUUCGGGUCGACGGACAUGUGUUCAAUUGGAUGGGCAACCUUACUCACUGGCCAGCAGCUAAUAACACCAAAUUCGAACACACGGCUUCAUCCUCGAUCUUUAGAUUUGCGAUAGGACCACCACAAGAGGAAGAAGGCGCAAGUGAGCCGGCGAAAGUAUACUUAGACGUCACAUUUCUCUCGCCGAUCACGCCACACGAUCCGUUCCGACAAUCACUGCCACUCUCGUAUCUAAGUCUGACGGUCUCGUCGGCGGAUGGCGAGGCGCACGAGGUCGAGCUCUACACCGACAUCAAUGGAUUAUGGUGUGCGGACUCGGAAGCGAUGGAUGUAGAAUGGACGAGCUAUACGAAGGAUUACAAGGAUCAAAGGGUCCCGCGACCGAGCUGGACGGCCAUGCAACUCAAGCUGCGCAACCAACAGCCAUUUGUGGAAGCAGACGACCGGAUCCUGCAUGGCGGGGUCUGGUACAGUGCGAUGAGCUUCGACGAGGACCGGAUCUUGCAGACCCACUCCGCCGGCCAAGACGGCAACCGCACCCGCUCUGUCUUCGCCCAGACCGGCCAAUUGGACCUGCCGCUCAACGACACCUUCCGGCCGAUUCGUACCCGUGUUCCCAUCCCCUCAUCCGAACGGAAGAAUAACGAGGAAGAAGACGAGGAGGAAGAAGGAGAGUCGAUGAUGAUCAUCGAUGAGCCCGUGUUGGCAUGGGCCCAUUCGUUCGGAUAUGUGAGUCCGAAACGGAGCUACAACUCCCGCACGGUGAUCAAGAGCAUCGGGCACAUCCGAAGUCCGGCGGUCCAAUACAUGACGGCCGAGGAGAAAGUAGUCGAGCUCCUACCACUAUGGAGCUCGCGCUUCACGAACGAGACCGACUUGGUAGGCUUCCAUCUGUUCGACUACAACCAUGUGCUAACGGCCAGUCAGAGCUGGGAUGCGCAACUGUACACGGAUGCGAUGCGGGUCCAGAGCCGGUCGUAUGCCGACAUCCUGGCGGUCUCGACCCGGCAGAUCUUCAUGGCCAUCGAGGCUGUCCGGGCGGACUAUCCGGGGGCCGAGGAUCUCUCCUCUUCGCCCUCCCUACUAGUUGACGGGACGAGCACGAUGUGGAUGUUGAAAGAGAUCUCGUCGAACGGUAACUGUCAAACGGUCGAUGUCAUUGCGCCCUUCCUCCCAUUUCUGAUCUACACUGCCCCUCAAAUGAUCCCGCAGCUCUUGGAGCCCAUCUUCAGAUACAUCGCCACCGGCCUCUACCAGCCGUUGCCCACCCCUCAUGAUCUGGGCGACCAUUAUCCUAAUGCGACCGGCAGAAAUGACUUCAUCUACGCUAAUCUUCCCGUCGAGGAGUCCGGUAAUCUGCUCGCUAUCCUCCUCGCUUGCUUAAGAUUGGGCACCUGUCACCACCAGGCUCAGACUUAUUAUCAGAUCCUCGUCCAAUGGGCUGAUUGGCUCGUCGACAAUACUCUCUAUCCAGAUGAUCAAAGAUCCACUGAUGAUUUUUUUGGGCCGACGGCCAACCAGACGAGUUUGGUAGUAAAAGGGAUCAUGGGCUUGCGAUCGAUGUCGGAGAUCUCGAUUGCGCUAGGCCAAACGAAUGACUCGACCCGUUACGGUGAUAAAGCUAAUGAAUUCUCCCGCGAGUUCCUGAAAAUCGCUGUCUCUAAUGAUCGCACCCAUUUGUUAGGCAGUUAUGGAAACCAGUCUUCUUGGAGCACUCAAUAUAAUUUAUACUUCGAUAAGCUGUUUGGAUUUAAGUUAUUUCCUGAAUGGGUGUAUGAGAUGCAAGACCAAUGGUAUCUGAUCCAAGCGGGUAAAGGACCAUAUGGGCCGCCGUUGGAUUCACGCUCGCGGAACCGAGCGAAGACGGACUGGAUGAUGUGGGCGGCGGGGGCAUCGAGUUCGAACGUGACGCGGGAGAUGUUUGUAUCAGGACUAGAGGCGUAUGUGCGACGGACGGAGAAUGUAGUGUUUGGGGAUCUGAUCAGUCUAGAUGAGGGAUGGUCUGUUGGGUUCCUGACCCGGCCGGUUGUUGGGGGCCAUUUCUCGCUUGUCGGGUUAAAGACGAUGGCAGCUCGGCCGGCGUUGACGGGACAUCGCAAGGCUGUUUGGGGCGCUGGAUGUGGACGCGUUGAUCGACGAU
Messenger RNA from Puccinia graminis f. sp. tritici CRL 75-36-700-3, 2610 nucleotides. RefSeq lists its product as uncharacterized. The record is from RefSeq and is a predicted model, not a curated record. Lineage: Eukaryota; Fungi; Basidiomycota; Pucciniomycetes; Pucciniales; Pucciniaceae. The transcript is spliced from 7 exons. The annotation marks the transcript as partial. Gene Ontology annotation, biological process: carbohydrate metabolic process.